Molecule: messenger RNA, 3659 nt
Organism: Xenia sp. Carnegie-2017
Lineage: Eukaryota; Metazoa; Cnidaria; Anthozoa; Malacalcyonacea; Xeniidae
Product: protein ALP1-like
Exons: 5
Coding region: 2908-3474 (188 amino acids)
Source: RefSeq, a predicted model, not a curated record
UGGUUUUGCUUACUAAAUUGUGUUGUAAAUGGAAAUACUUUUGUCAUUGCGCAAUUCACAAUAGUUUUUCCUUUCAAGAAUUUUUUUGUGUCCUAAAAUCAUAUUAAGAUAUUGCAAGACUUUGUAAAUGAACAUAUGACCAUAUGCUACUAUUUUUUGAGUCAAUGUCUUUCGGUUUAACAUGCAAAACAUUUGCAACCUACGUAUCAAUAGUCAAUCCAUCAAUACAGAACACUGGUCAAUAAACAGGUCUGAUAAUUUUUUGUUGUGUUUUGCAAGAUGUUGCCUAUACUAUUAUAUUUUAUGAGAAAAGUUGAAAUUUGUCUGUCUGUAAAGCAAAUGGAAGUUUGAACAGUCAAUUGAGUUUGAACAGUCAGUUAAUUUAUCAUUUGAAUCAUUCAAGUGCUUAACUCAAUUAAAAAUAAGCCCACUAUGCCUAUUAUGUGGUAAUUUCACUAUUUAAGUGAGAUGUUUAAACUUAUUUUAUACUCUAUAAUUGUUGAAUUAUGAGGCUUACAUUAUUUGAAAUUACCAUUGUUGUAUAUUUAAUGAAAAUACUCACUGUAAUAAGUCACUAAUUUCAUUGGUAUAAACUAAGUAAAAUUCUGAGCAAUAUCACUGAGAAGAUCAAUGGAAAUCCUUAAUAAAUCAGUUAAACAUCAAUAUUGUAUAUAAUAUUCAUUAAUUUUGUCACCCAACAUUGUGGGCUAUUUGGUUGAGAUGUAACUGUGCUACAUUAGGUCUGCAUAGUAGUUGUAAAACUUAUUUGCAUGACAGAGUAUCAAAUGUGAUUCCAGUUUUGGGACAACACAUCCUGAUAGAUACAGAAGUUAAGGUCUUAUAUUCUGGGACUGAUGUACUUUGUGUUAGGCAGUGCUUUAAAGCAGUCUAGAUCAGGAGUUAGUUGAAUAAGAGUGGGGUUGAAAUCCCAUCCUUAAAGUUAAUAGUUUUUAACUAGCUAUAAUAUGGAGAUUACUAUUACCUGUCCCUAAUGAUCUUGCAAAAACUAUUUUUCAAAAAAAUUUUUUCUAUUAAAGCUAACACUGAAACAAAAAAUAGCCGUUGGAAAACAGUCGAUUGCCAUUGAAAAUUCUAUAAUGUAGCCAUUUGUAGCAAAAACAAUGGGAGUUCGCGGUCAGCUCCUGUAUAAAUGUUCAAGUGUCUUUCAUAAAUACGCAAUAAACGAAGUGCACAUAGACGGGUUAUGACAAAAUGCGGAAGCGCAAUGCGGAUCCAGAAUGCGGAACGGAAUGGGGAUAAAACGCGGAAUUGUGGAUAAAACGCAGAAUUGGGGAUAAAACGCGGAAUUGGGGAUAAAACGCGGAAUUGAGGAUGAAACGCGGAAUUGGAGAUAAAACGCGGAAUAAAAUUAGCGAAUAUUGAUGAGUUAUUUUCAUUAUUUAUUCUUUUUGUGAACAUUAAUAAAAAUUAUAAAAUUUAGUAAAUUUUUCAUUAGUAAAAAUUAUAAAACUAGCAUACAGAAUAAGUAAUUUAGCAUGUGCAUAUAUAAGGCUUCAACAACCAACUUAACUCUUAACUUGACUUUUCACAAGAAUAAGAACGUCGUAUUUUCAUAUGAAAAAAGGUAUUUACAAAUGAUUUCUGUAGCUUUAUAAUAGUGCUGACAUUAUUUUUUCUGAAACGAUAUUCAUGCUCGUCGACAUAUUUGCUUUGGUAAUGAAGAGUGAUUCAAACUUUGAUGACAAAUAUCAUUGUCUCAGUUGAUAAAAAGUUAUAACAAAAAUGAUUGGCGUAUGUGCUUUAAAUGAAGAUAGCUUUGUUGUUUCAUGUAUCUGUGCAAACGAUUGCAAACGUAGGUACUAAAAUAGUGAGUGCACUUUGUAGAUACUAAAUCCUAAACGCCGAAGAAAUUGUAAAUGCUCUUGCCCAAGGUGUUGUAAAAUAUUUGUCGGCAUUGUCGUAACUUGGGGCAUAAAAUAGGUUGUUUCAUCCUGACACAAUCUAAGUUUGCAUGGGAAUAUACGUUUCCUAUUUUACUUCUUACUUCUCCAGUAAGAGCAUUGCAAUAAUUUCUUUGCAUUCUGGAUAUUAUCGUAAGAUCGUGAGGAGGGACUGGCUAUAUUACCUCCUAGCUUUAAUGACUGAGAACAACCAAAGCAAACGCGAACUAAGGGCGGGCAGAACUGCAAGAGACUAUAAUGGUAAAACCUUUAUCAUUUGAUGAUGUGGGAUUGAUAGCAAAAUGUUGUUGAGACUCUGGAAAAACUGUUCUAAGGUUGACUAAAGAUUGAGGUGGUGGUUCAGACUAUAAGGUAACUGAUUACUGAGGCUUUAGUUAUAAGUGCGUUACAUCAUUUUAACGGAAUUUAGUGCAGAAGUGCGAAUUGGAUGGGAGGGAAAAGUCGUAAUCAAACAUCUAUCUAUAACAACUACAAAAUACUUUACUCCAACACAAACUGAAUUAGAAAACGACUUUUACUAAUUAAAGCAUGCCAACCAGAACUUAAAUAAUGGGCUUAAAGCCAGCAUAGAACUGUCACUACACUUCCGUUUUAAUGAUGUAAAAAUUGUCUUGUUUCCCUCUCAAAUCUGGAGUUAAGCCUGGGCCACUAUCGUGUAUAUUGACGAAAACGAAAACGAAACGAAAAUUCGUGCACGAAAUGCAUGCCAGACACGACGAAAAAUUACAAGGAUGCUUGCAAAGCCAAAACUUUUUUGGGCAAUAAGCAAGCGGCAUUUUUGAAGGAUUAGAAAAAAGGGCGAUCUCUAAAAGAAAAAGAUUACUUCUUCUUAAGAAAAAGUAACUGCUUUAAAGUUGAAAACAAGCAAGAGCAAACGUCGAUACUGGAUCUAUCCAAUUAAUAAACGACGUGAUUGUCUUGGACUAUUUAACAACUUCAUUAAAGAAUUACGAGAGCCGAACAAUGAAAAUAGACACCAAGGUAUAUGAAGGCCCCAAGUGGACCAGAAGAAUGGAAAGAAAUUGCUAAAGGUUUUGAAAGGUGGAAUGCUCCAAAUUGUAUUGGAAGCAUCGAUGGGAAGCAUGUAUCUAUCCAGAAGCCAAAACACAGUGGAUCAGAAUUUCACAACUAUGAGCAAAGGGAAAGCAUAGUUCUCUUAGCUGUUUGUGAUGCAAACUACAAAUUCACCUUGGUAGAUAUCGGUCAAGCUGGUAGUCAGAGUGAUGGUGGCACAUUUGAAGCUUCAGAAUUUGGAAAAGCUUUUUUAUUAGGACAGAUAAAUCUUCCAACACCGGUCUGUCUACCUAAUGACACUGGGAAACCCAUGCCAUUUGUUUUAGUUGGAGAUGAAGCAUUUCCACUAAAGCCUAACUUGUUACGACCAUAUCCUGGCAAGCAACGUGUUUGCAAUGCUAAACGGAUUUUCAAUUAUCGUUUGUCUCGUGCACGCCGGGUUAUUGAAAACUCAUUUGAUAGGAUUUGCAGAUUCCAUAGCUCCGGAUGGGCAUCUGUGCAAUGGAUUCUGGCGAAGGCAAUCCAAUGCAGAGCUUGAAAGUGCUGUAAGGCUGACAGGCAGAAAUUCGACAGCUGAAGCAAUUUCUGUACGUCAGCACUUUACUGAGUAUUUUGUUAGUGAGCAUGGUUCAGUUGAGUGGCAAUGGGCUUACAUAGAUCAACGCUGAACACUUUUCCUUGUAAUGAAUUUUUGUCAAAAUAAACUUGAACCUUUAAAAACCA